Molecule: messenger RNA, 1109 nt
Organism: Micropterus salmoides (largemouth bass)
Lineage: Eukaryota; Metazoa; Chordata; Actinopteri; Centrarchiformes; Centrarchidae
Gene: folr
Product: folate receptor
Exons: 5
Coding region: 323-1045 (240 amino acids)
Cellular component (GO): external side of plasma membrane
Molecular function (GO): signaling receptor activity
Source: RefSeq, a predicted model, not a curated record
CGUAAGACAUAAUAAAACAGAUUAUUGUAUAGGCACUACCGCUUACUCGUUCUUUCUCUCUAUCUCAGAAACACACACACACGAACACACACAAGGCAGACUUUAGACUUUGGAGUAAUUUAAUUGAGGGUACAGCAUGUUUUCAAAGUUUACUUGUAUUAGAGGCAACCUUGUUUUCAGUCACACUCUCCUCACAUGCUCGCACACAAAAAACGCGCAGAAGUCUCGUUUGGUCUUGACACGUGUGUAAGAGGUGACUGGAGAUACUGAUUUGUAGGAUCAUCCCUCCAGGAAGGAAUCAUUACCAGAUCUCACAAGAGCCAUGUCGGUUGUCCUGCCCUUGCUGCUAGCCCUCUCCAGUGGCGCUCUCUGUCUGGACAAACUCAAUAUGUGUAUGGACGGCAAACACCACAAAGUAGAGCCUGGUCCUGAGGGACAACUUUACCUCCAGUGUGCUCCGUGGCGUGACAAUGCAUGUUGUAUGGCCAACACCAGCGCAGAAGCCCACAAUGAUACAUCCUACCUGUACAACUUCAACUGGAAUCACUGUGGCACCAUGAGCCGCGAUUGCAAGAAACAUUUCAUUCAAGACACUUGCUUCUACGAGUGCUCACCACACUUGGGACCCUGGAUACAAGCAGUGGAUCAGAACUGGCGUAAGGAGCGUAUCUUGGAUGUGCCUCUCUGUAAGGAGGACUGCCACAAUUGGUGGGAAGACUGCAAGAAUGAUUACACCUGCAAGACUGAUUGGCACAAGGGAUGGGACUGGAACUCAGGUAUUAACAAAUGCCCUGAAGGCAGCAAAUGCAGAAAGUGGACCGAGGUUUACCCUACACCCCAGUCCAUGUGUGAACAAAUCUGGUCCAACUCCUACCUUUAUACCACCUACACCAAUACCUCAGGCCGCUGCAUGCAGCUCUGGUUCACCGGGCCAAACCCGAACAAGAAGGUGGCGGAGUACUACCUUAAUAACGCACAGCAACGACAGAGCGUUGCCUUGACAACGCUGCUUUUCCUGGCUUUCGCAUCUGCAAAGAUGAACUAAAAUGAUAUCCUUGGACCAAUCCUGUAUCACCUUGGAGGUAUCAAUAAAACUGAUUUCAAAUUUU